ACUGGAUUUCUGCCCAAUGUGUUCAAAGCCAUGUCUCACCGACCCGCUGAAUUCAGAGCUUUUUUUGCUUAUUACAAUGCAAUUAUGAACAAAGACACAGGGCGACUGAGCAAGGCAGACAAAGAGCUUAUAAUUGUGGCUACGAGUGUUGUGAAUAGAUGUCCCUACUGCGUGGUUGCACAUGGAGCACUUCAUCGGAUAUAUUCCAAGCAGCCAGCACUGGCUGACCAGGUCAUUGUGAACUGGAAACUGGCUGACCUGAGUGACCGGGACCUGGCCAUGCUGGAGUUUGCGCUUGCAGUAUGUCGAGCUGAUAACAUCACUGAAGACCAUUUCCAGAAGCUGGAGAAACAUGGUUUUGACCGUGAAGAUGCAUGGGACAUAGGCAUGAUUUCUGCUUUUUUUGCUAUGUCUAAUCGCAUAGCUCAUUAUAUUGACCUACGCCCAAACAAGGAGUUCUACACCAUGGGCAGGAUGCCUCGUGGCAAGCCAGAUGAAG
Eurypyga helias (sunbittern) is the source of this 499-nucleotide messenger RNA. RefSeq lists its product as uncharacterized. The annotation marks the transcript as partial. NCBI's taxonomy places the organism in Eukaryota, Metazoa, Chordata, Aves, Eurypygiformes, Eurypygidae. The transcript has 3 exons. The record is from RefSeq and is a predicted model, not a curated record. Gene Ontology annotation, molecular function: peroxiredoxin activity.